Molecule: messenger RNA, 3801 nt
Organism: Talpa occidentalis (Iberian mole)
Lineage: Eukaryota; Metazoa; Chordata; Mammalia; Eulipotyphla; Talpidae
Gene: SLCO2A1
Product: solute carrier organic anion transporter family member 2A1
Exons: 14
Coding region: 11-1945 (644 amino acids)
Biological process (GO): sodium-independent organic anion transport; prostaglandin transport; transmembrane transport
Cellular component (GO): membrane
Molecular function (GO): protein binding; prostaglandin transmembrane transporter activity
Source: RefSeq, a predicted model, not a curated record
UGCGGCCACCAUGGGGCUCUUGUCCAAGUUCGGCGCGCGCCAGGGCAGCGACGUCUCUUCGGGCCGAGCCGGCCGCUGUCGCGGUUCUAUCUUUUGCAACAUCAAGGUGUUCGUGCUCUGCCAUGGGAUCCUGCAGCUCUGCCAGCUGCUGUACAGUGCCUACUUCAAGAGCAGCCUCACCACCAUUGAGAAGCGUUUUGGCCUCUCCAGUUCUUCCUCGGGUCUCAUUUCCAGUUUGAAUGAGAUCAGUAAUGCCAUCCUCAUCAUCUUCGUCAGCUACUUUGGCAGCCGGGUGCACCGCCCUAGGCUGAUUGGCAUUGGAGGUCUCCUCCUGGCUUUGGGUGCCUUUGUCCUCACCCUCCCACACUUUCUCUCGGAGCCUUACCAGUAUACCCUGGCCAGCGUGGGAAAUAGCAGCCACUUACAAGCUGAGCUCUGUCAAAAGCAUUGGCAGGACCCACCCCCUAGUAGGUGCCACAGCACUAGCCAGGACUCCCGGAAGGAGACCAGCAGCAUGUGGGGCCUGAUGGUGGUCGCUCAGCUGCUGGCCGGCAUCGGGACAGUGCCCAUUCAGCCCUUCGGGAUAUCCUAUGUGGAUGACUUCUCGGAGCCCAACAACUCACCCCUGUACAUCUCCAUCCUAUUUGCCAUUUCUGUAUUUGGACCGGCUUUUGGGUACCUGCUGGGCUCUGUCAUGCUGCAGAUCUUUGUGGACUUCGGCAGGGUGGACACAGCUGCAGUUAACUUGAGCCCCAGAGAUGCCCGAUGGAUUGGAGCCUGGUGGCUGGGCCUGCUCAUUUCCUCCGCCUCCUUGGUUCUCAGCUCUUUCCCCUUUUUUUUCUUUCCUCGAACAAUGCCCAGAGGAGCAGAGCGAUCUCCUGCCAUAGUGGAUGAGACAAGGAAGAUGGAUGACGUCAAGCCAAGAAGCUCCCUGGUGGAUUUCAUUAAACGGUUUCCCCGCAUCUUCCUAAGGCUCCUGAUGAACCCACUCUUCAUGCUGGUGGUCCUGAGCCAGUGCACCUUCUCCUCCGUCAUUGCCGGCCUCUCCACAUUCCUCAAUAAGUUCCUGGAGAAGCAGUAUGGCGCCUCCGCGGCCUAUGCUAACUUCCUCAUCGGUGCUGUGAACCUGCCUGCUGCGGCCUUGGGGAUGCUGUUCGGCGGAAUCCUCAUGAAGCGUUUUGUUUUCUCUCUGCAAACCAUCCCCCGAGUGGCUGCCACCAUAAUCACCAUCUCCAUGAUCCUCUGUACCCCUCUCUUCUUCAUGGGAUGCUCCACCCCCACUGUGGCAGAGGUUUAUCCCCCCAGCACAUCAAGUUCUAUACAUCCGCAGCCUCCUGCCUGCCGCCUGAACUGCUCAUGCACCGAUGCCAUCUUCCACCCGGUCUGUGGAGACAAUGGGAUAGAGUACCUCUCCCCUUGCCAUGCUGGCUGCAGCAACAUCAACAAGAGCACUGAAGAUUCCAAGCAACUGACCUAUUUGCACUGCAGCUGCGUGACAGGAGGAUCAGCUUCAGCAAAAACAGGACCAUGCCCCAUCUCGUGUGCCCACUCCCUGCUUCCAGCCAUCUUCCUCAUCUCCUUCGUGUCCCUCAUAGCCUGCAUCUCCCACAACCCCCUCUACAUGAUGGUUCUGCGUGUAGUAAACCAGGAAGAAAAGUCAUUUGCUAUUGGGGUACAGUUCUUGCUGAUGCGCCUUCUGGCCUGGCUGCCAUCUCCUGCCCUGUAUGGCCUCACCAUUGACUCCGCCUGCAUCCGGUGGAACGCGCAGUGCUCAGGGAGGCGAGGAGCCUGUGCCUACUAUGACAAUGACAGUCUCCGAGAUAGGUACCUGGGCCUGCAGAUGGGUUACAAGGCACUGGGCACACUGCUGCUCUUCUUCACCAGCUGGCGGGUUAAGAAGAACAAGGAGUACAACGUGCAGGACAAGGCUGCUGGCCUCAUCUGACGCUUGACCCUGAGCCGGGCCACUACCUUGCUCAGAGAGUGGACCCUGCCCACUCUCAUAUGCCUGUAGUUACUAAUGUUAAUACAGCAUUUCCUUUUCGUUUUUUAAAUAAGAAAGAAAACCCCAUCACCAUUUGCCUUCCCUGCCUCCUCCUCCUCCCAAAGGCCCCCCGAGGGUCGCAGAGGACCGCCAUGCACCUUGGCUGGGUGGGCACAGAGCUGGAGGACCAGGUCUCUCCUGGCUCCUUAGGAGGAGUCCCCACAUGCUCAGGCUCCCCUCAAUACUGGGUCCUCCAGCAAGGAUGCCCACUGAGGCAGCCCCUGCCCCUCACCAGCUCUGUGGGGGAUGGUUUACUAAGUGGAAAGGGAAAGGGGUUUCUGCCCAGAGGAGAAAGGGAGUGGGCUAACCAGACCCAGGCAAGGGAGGGGGGCCUGGCUGUCGUCCCCUUUGCCUCUAGGUUUGGCAUCAGUACAGAGCCCAGGAGGGGCUGGUUCCCUUCCCGUCAGAUCCUCGCCUCCCGCCUGGAAGCAGCUGUGUUAGGAAGUAUAGCCAGAUGGCCUCGCUCAGUUCCCCACCCUUCAGCACCAGAACAGGGACUAAGACACCCUGAAGAUGGAGCCUCCACAUGCUGUUCGUGUUAACUCUAGACCCUUCUGUAUGUUGGUCUGUGCAUGUUUGUCCACGUGGGAGUACAUUUCAAACUGAGAACCACACCAUGAUGAAGGCCCGAGGAAGAUUGUGAAAUGGUCCUGACACCCAGCUGCCCACCCUCAAUAUGUGGGGAUGAGCCUCUCAUCUCAGAGUGAUAGGAACACCUUCCCCAAGUCUCUCCAGCAGCUUCAAACAGACUUUCCUAUCUGGCCUUCAGCCUCUUGGCCAAGUGAAGAGAGGUGGUCUCCAAGAUGGCAGAAAAGUGAAUGAUGAAACCGAGGGAAUAUCAGAGCCCACCAAGCUGGAUGGCGCACUGCGGCCCACAAAAUAGAAGCCAAUGAGGUUGACUUCCUUGGUGUCAAAUACACUUGGUAUAUAUCAACAUUUUCUAAGCCUUUUCUCACUGCCUCCAGAGAGGUGGGCAUCCCCUGUGGUCCUGGGUCAAGAAAUGCUGCUGCUGUGGGUAAAGGGUCAGAGUUAUAAGUCAGCAAAGAAGGCCUUUCAUCAACUGAUCUUUUAUUUAUUGGAGAUGGGCUUUGAGCAAGACAAUGCCAGUACGUGGUUCUCCACCAAGCUUCCCUGUGAUCUCCCCUCCCUUCCAUCCAUCAAUACUAAGGCCUCCUCCCAGAGUGUUCUCAAUGAGGGUGAAGGAGACACAGCAAGAACCCAGAGAUUGCCAGCAGGAUCCUGACCCUCCAUGCCCCACCAGUCUGAUCCUUUGUGCCUUUGCAGGACAGAGUGCUCACUCACCCAGCCCCUGGGGCAGCUGGCCACUCCUCUUGGAAGAACCCUUCAGAAACAUUCCAGAAGCCACUUUCAGAAAGGUCAUAUAUGGCAGUGGCCACAAAAUGUGUGUCAGUGGCCAACCUGCUGUGAGAUGAGGGCUCUGCGAAAACUAUAAUUGGCAACUGUUUCCAAAGCCACUAGACUUCUUUCCAAAGAUCUCCCUUAGGAAGGGAGGCUCCAUGCAAACUCACAGGCCAAGUUCAGCAUUUAAAAUGGUUCUGCUUGGGGAAUGUUUCCCUGCAACUAACCCUGGUCCUUUUUGCUGCAAUUUAAACAAAUUCUGAAAACACUGCCUUUAGCUGAGCUCUUGAACAAUGACUACAAACCCUCAGAUUCUGGAAGAUUGGUUGUCCUCCCAAGCCUUUAUUCUCUUAUGAUAUUGCUAUUAAUAUAUUACAGUUUUGCUACUGAUAAAACUU